This is a messenger RNA of Oryza sativa Japonica Group (Japanese rice), 2602 nucleotides long. The record is from RefSeq and is a predicted model, not a curated record. Lineage: Eukaryota; Viridiplantae; Streptophyta; Magnoliopsida; Poales; Poaceae.
CCCCUCCUCUUCCAAAUCUAGGGUUAGGUUUCCUUCUCUUCUCCCUUUCCCGUCGUCGCCGCCAUCUCGCUCCCGGUCGUAGCGCAUCCACUCCGCCGCCACCGCCGCCGCCGCCGCCCAUCGCCCUCACUAACGGCGCCACCGCCGUGACGCCCUCGGAGAAGAAGAAGAAGUGCGCCGAGCUGACGAAGUGCUGCAGGGCGUGCCGGCCCUACUACGUCGCCGUCGACGACCACCCCGGUUACUCCUGCACCAUCGUCUGAUCGCGAGCCACAGAUCUAACCCGCUGCUACAUUCUCUGGCCUUCUAGGCUCUGCAGAUUCGCGUGUAAAUCGUGUUCAUCGGUUUCAAAGAUUCAGCCUUGAUGCUAUUCACACUCCUCUCUUCUCUGAAUCUUAAAUCUUUUCCUACUUAUUGCGUCGUUUAUGCUGGGCAGUCGUGGAAAUGCAAUUGUGAAGACUGUGCCUUUGCAAGAAACGCCAAGGCCAUCCUAUUCAGAUUUCAGUGGUUAAAUCCAGCAACAAGUUUAUAAGUUUUUCUUUGUUUGCUCGUGCUAUCGAACAAGUUCAAGAAUUGCUGCAGUCCGCUGCUUUGCAGCUUUCGUAUUGAGUUAAUAAUCAACACCUGGUUUCAAAGAGAAAAAAAAUCAAUCGAUAUCAUUUUUUCCUGGAGUUGCACAUCUGGCGCUUGCAGCAUUUUUUUAAGUUCUAGCUUGUGCUUAUUCAGUAUGUUAAAAAAAUGCCAAACAAUUAUGGCAACCAGAAUUUUUCAAGAUCAUUCGUUCAAUGUGGUUCGCUGAUAGUCUGAUACACACUUUGUUUUAGGUACCAUCCACAUAAACCUAUAACAGUUGGAAUUGGCACAGUAUAAUAGUGUUGUAACUAUAUCUUAAUUGCUUCUCUUGUGCAAACUAGUUCCUUUUCUCAUAUUAGGUUUUCCCUCAUUUUUACCCCCUGUUAUAUUUUAACUGAAUCAGCACUACAACUUUCUUUUUUGUAACAAAAAGAUAUAGUGACCAAGAAGGUAACUAUGAAACUAUACCAUUUCUUGCUGCUUGAAGAUAUAUAACUGCUUGCUGUUCUUUCACAUGAGAAUACCAUUUCUUGGAUAUAGUAAUUUUGUAUGCUUAAUUUGAAUUGUUACUAAUACUAGUAUCUGUUCACCCUAGGAUGUUACUUUAUUUCGCAUACCAUGCAUAUAAUAUGUGAACAAAUCUUAUACAUUGUUUUUUUAUUCUUUGGAAUAAUGCUCUCUACCCUUGAACUGGAAUCGGAAGACAUUGGAUUAGAGCUUAGGAUCAUGCUCUGAUAGAAACCACUCAAAAUGCUCUCCCUUUGCUUAUUGACUUUCUGAAGUUCAAACUCUUGCUAUACCCUUGUGUGUAUUUUUAUCGUGCCGCAUUUGUGCAUGGUGACUAAUCAUCUGAUAGCUUCAUCUCUGAAUCCUAGCAGUCUGCCUCAGAUUCAAUGCUCAGAUUCUCAAGUAAAAGAUAUUUUUGUCUUUAUCUAAGCUUAUUUUUUGGACUAUCUCAUUCAGUUACAAUAAUGAAAUACUCUAUAUCAGAUACAUGUUUGUAUUCCGACGGUACAAGCUGAUGUUAUCAGCCUGGUUUAUCAUCUUUUUAAAAUGUCAACAAAUCUGUGGUCGUGUGAUCUGUAUGCAUGGUACUUUGUCCUUUGAAAGACUAUGGGAUAACCGUGUAUCGCUAUGUCAGUUUGGCUUGGGCACAUGAUUACCAAUGGGAAUUUUCUGAACAAUUUCAUCCUCAUUUGUAUUAUUUUCCCUGUUGAGCUGAGCUUGAUCUGAAGCUACUCGCCUGUUUCUAAUUCUUUUUAGGAUGCAGUUUGAAUUACGGAACUUGCAGGGUCUGGUAUUCUAAGAAAAACUGAAUUACCAAUUGCUGCCGGAAGGACAACUUCAGAUUUCGGCCCGGGUCAUCUGGCCCAACCACGCACCACUGCCACUGCGGCAGCAACAUCUCCCUUCGUAUUCUCUCCUCUCUCGGCGGCGGAAGGUUUGGUGGGAGAUGGCGCCACCGGGAUCGCGGCGGUGGGCGUGCGUGCGGGUGAUGACCGGGACCAUCCUCGGCGGCGCGCUCGGCUUCUACGUCAUGCACCGCCUCGAGACCUCCCACAAGGCGAAGAUGGAGGAGAGGCUGCGCAAGUACGAGGCGCACAUGAGCAUGGUCGCCAAGGGGAAGGAGGAGGCGCAGCAGCGGCUGCAGGACGAGGCGGCGCUGCAGCACAAGGACCAGGCCCGGCUCUUGCCGGACUCAUGACCUUCAUUUAGAGUAAUACCUAGCGGCUCAGAGCAGUCCCAGAUCCUUUCUUCAGAAGUAGAUGAGAAAUAACAACCAGCAUGUACUUGAGAAAUAACAAUCCGGCAUUCCUGGCAUUAUUUGAACGCGGCAAGUGUUUUGUUUGAAGAAUGUGAAAAGAAAAAAAAAGCUCCUUUUUUAGUCUUAUUGUAACUGUAACAGCAAGUUGUAGGUUCAGAUGAACAUCUAUAAGAAGGUGGGAAGUGACAUUUGUAACUGUAUGCUUAAGUGUCUGUUACCCUGCGACUAACCGUAAAUUCGAAAUAUCACUAAAAAGGUUGCCAA